Messenger RNA from Aedes aegypti (yellow fever mosquito), 3816 nucleotides. RefSeq lists its product as uncharacterized. The record is from RefSeq and is a predicted model, not a curated record. The transcript is spliced from 10 exons. NCBI's taxonomy places the organism in Eukaryota, Metazoa, Arthropoda, Insecta, Diptera, Culicidae. Gene Ontology annotation, molecular function: protein binding. The coding region runs from base 757 to 3213 and encodes 818 amino acids.
AUUGAGGCCAACAGUCGAGCACGAAGCGUGAGGGACUGAGCAUCGAAAUCACGAAUUGAACGUGGAGUGGUCGGUGACCAGGGCCAGGAACUCCACGAUAUAUGUUGUGUCUGGCACGGCUAGUCGUAGCGUAGUGUAGUUAUCAGUAGGGAAGCAUUUAUUGGCGACCGGUACCGCGGCUUUUGGCAACAGAUAUACCAAACGAAUCGACGGUCCGCGUUUUCAGUUUGUGAAAAACCGUGGAAGCGAUCGGAACGAUUUGUGAUUUCCCUCUCGAUGUAAGUUUGGCGCGAUUGGCGAGGAGCAUUUAGCAGCGUUGCGAUGAAUGAGGAAGAAAUUAUGUGCAAACUGCGAAGGACUUCGUGGAUUAGUUGAAGGCAGGAAUUUCACCUUCAGGUGUUUUUUGUGUGUUUCGUUUGAAAUUCAAUGGUAAUGGAAAAAUCAAGUGCCAUGAGCAGCAUAUGUAUGUUGGAUGUGUGUAAUUAGAAAAUGUGCAAAGGGGAUUGGAAGUAGUGAUCGGUGGAAGGUUUAUUGGAUUUUCCGGAGAAGUCGCUGGCAGAUAUAGAAGUGCAAUUGUAACGGAUUUUCUGUAGCUCACACUAGUAAACCAAUCGAUCAACUAAUUGGUUGAAAUGGUUUUGCAGCUGACUAUCCGACAAGGUGGUGUAAUCUAGGGUGUUAUGUUAUUGUGUUCAUUGCUUGUGAAUUGAAAAACUGGCAUAAAUAGACCAUAACGAAGAAGAAUCCCUCAACGCUAUGGAAAACUCUCCGCUCAAAAGUAACCGCAAAGUGCGGUUCUCCCUUCCCGACAACAACAUUCCAGCGGUGCCGGCAAACGCCACUCAACCAAAGCAACGUAUAUCUCAUGGAACUCUUCAGUAUGUCAACGGAACUCUAGUCAGUCAAUCAUCCAUCCCUGCCGGAACUAACCUCCAGACUCCUAGCCAUGAUCUCAAUCGUCUACAAAAUCAACCUGGCCAACUCCGGCAGGCGAAAGCUAAGGAGACCAGUACGAAAAUUGUUCUACAUUUGCGUCCAUCUACCGGGAUAGACAAAUACGAAAAUAUGGAGAUAGCGCCAGUGAAGACAACUGGAGCAGCGUUGGACAAAACGCCAAGGAAAGUACAAAAAAGUGGUAUUCCACGGUUGGAAACAAGAGCAUUCAAAACACUUCCCCAAAUAAAUCAAAAGUUUCCUAGCUCGGAGGAUGUGAAUAACAACACGACUUCCACUAGGGAUGCUUGCCAUCGGCACAAAUCCAGUGAAGACUUGGGCUUCGGUAAAACAACCGACGCCAACAACAAUAUCCAACAAAUCAAAAAGCAAACCGUUAUGCUUCGAACUAUCUCCAGCGUAAGUGCCAUCACUGGACCCAAAUCGCUUUCCACCAGAAACAGAUCCAAAUCAUUGGGGAAACCCAGUUCUGUCCGAAGUGGCAAAACUCUGAUCUCUUCCCAUCUCCAGCCACACGACAGCAACAUUACCAUCAAAGUGCAGGAAAGUUCCCCAUCUCGGCGCGCUCUGCUGGGUGACCCCACUGAUCCAGAGGGAAAUCGAACGGCUCGUCCGUCCCUACUGGAAUCGGGUCCCCCCUCCAAUGGCGCCGGUUCAGCAAAUGCCAACACGAGGCCAAAGUCCCAGUAUGCCAAAUGUAACUUCCUAACGGUGCCAGAGUUCAGCGAUCGGUACGAAGGCAUGGAAACGGUUGUUUCCACUUCCGCUGCCGCUAGCGAUGAUGAAGAGGAGGAAGAGGACUUGGAGGGGGAAGCGCUGAAUCAGUCGGGGGAAAAUCGAAUCGGCGCGGGAGGAGUCGAAGCCGUUGAAACGGUGAAAAAUGGAAACGGAAGAGGUGCGAAGCGGAACGGAAUUGCCGCAGGAAGCGGAGAAAGCGAACCGAAAGCUCCCAGCAAACCGUUAGACGACGCGGGCUUCAAGUGCAUCCAAGACACCAACCUGGGGCGGGAUAAAAACUCGCUCCAAUUCUGGGACUUUGUCGAACGUUGGCGGGCGAACCGGGCGUUGAAAAAGCUCGACAACAGCUCUACCAACAUGCCUCCCAAUGGCAGCAGCGGCAAUGGGGGGCCGAAUGGCAACUCCGCCGGCGAUCCAACGUCAGUGUCGAUUGGCGGUUCGGGCAGAUCGGACGUGAAAAGCCCAACGCUCAGUUCUCGUAUCCGGGCGCUCAGGAUGAGCAUGGAGCAGGUGCCCACGGUCACCACACUGCUGAGGGCGUCUCGGGACGCCAACGAGUACCUACUGAAGGAGGUCUUCCGGGACAUUCUGGAGAAUGGCAUCUCGCGGGAAAACCUCAACUCAACGGAUCGAAGCGGAAGGACGGCCAUUUCGUACAUCUGUUCGACAAAUCUGACGAACUUUUUGGAACUGUUCCUCCAGCUACCGGGCAUCGACGUAAACAAACCGGACAACGAAGGCAACACACCGCUGCACUUUGCUGCCCAAGCUGGUCUUUCGGACGUCGUUAACAUGCUUAUCACCAAGUGCCGAAGUUUGAUAAUUGACCCAAAGAACAACCUAGGUUUCACCCCAUUGAUGAAGGCUGCCCUACAAGGAAGGACUCGAUGUGCCAAGUUGCUGCUUUUCGCUGGGGCAUCUCCAGUCGAGACGGACACCGGCAGGGGAUUCCGGGCUGAGCAGUGGGCCCGAUUCUGCGGAAGACACACGUGUGCCGAAACGAUAGAACAGUGCGCCCGGGCACGGUUGUUGGAUAAGUCGGCUCCCUGUGGAAAGUGGUCCCACGAUAUAGUUCUUCCCGGAGAUAAAAGUGUACUGAAAGCAACCCGAAGCAGCAGCAUCGCUGGACAGACAGCUAAUCCCAAUGGAAUUCGCUCAAAAUUCCGCAAAGUAUUCCCCUUCAACUUUUCCUCAAAAGACAAACCAGUCACCAAAGAGGUGGAUGAAAACUACACCAAGGACUUGGUAAACUAUCUCAAAUCGGCCACAAUCUGCGUUAGCGGGCCCGCCUUGUCUGCCAACAGAAAAAUCAUCCAGAGCCUUAUCCGACCACUAGAAGUGCCAAAACUAGAAGUGACCUACGCCAACAAUAAUGCGCUAAUCAAAAAGUACGAAGCGGCCGACUAUUCCGGAAGUGGAACCAGUAGCGACGAUCGACAGGACACGACCUCGGACGCAUCGAUGGAUAGCAGCCGGCAAUCGUCACCGGUUCCGGCACCAAGAAGCAAAGUGAAGAAUUAGCUUGCACAUCCUAAAUGCACCACACACAUACAAUUGCGCAACACCAAUUUGCAUAGUCGCAGUUCGAUUCGCUGCGAAAUGAAGAUCUACAAAAGUCUUGUUUAAAUAAAUGUAGUUUAACGGAGUAAAGUAAAUGUAAAGGUUCAAUGUUCGUAACCGUUUAGUAUACUGUACCGUAAAGUGCAUUGGCGAAAAAUAAGAAAAAAAAUACAUGAAUUCCUAUCUGAAGUAAUCUCAACGGAGAUCUGAUUAUUCUGAAUGUCAGCUGACAUUUUGAUAACUUUCAUGAAAUAAAAUUGUAAGAAAAACUAUUGAAAUUUUUUAAUAAUUAUUGUUAUAGAACAUUUUGUGCUAAUGAUAGACUGCGCUAGGGAGAACAUAUUUUUACUACUUAUCGAAGACUAUUUACUAAAACUUUUCAAAAAAUUUCAUCUUGAUAGGUUUGUAUCAAUGCUUUUUUUCCUGUAGGCUAUCUAUAAAUUCUCGUUAGAAUAAGUGCUCGAACAAAUGAUCAUAUGGACUUUCUCUACUCCCAUACUACAAUGAUGUAUGUACGCUGUUCAUAUUUAGGCUCUGUAAAAUAAAUAGUUGCCUACCAUUAAA